AUGUGCGCGAAGGUUUUGCGCGUCUUUCCCCGCGCCCGGGAACGGGUUUGGCGCGCCCGCGUCGUCCGCGCGACUGAGCCGUCGGGUCGCCGCCCCCGCGUUCCCCCCUUCCUGAAGACCGCGGCUGCGCCGCCCGCAGCCCCAUCCGCGCCUUCCGCAGCCGAACCUGCGCCAGUUACAACUGGAUCUGUGCCGCCCGCAGUGUCCUCGUCCCGAUCUUGUUGCGCCGCAAUCCCUCCCCGCGCGGCCCACCUCCCCCACGCCCACGCUCCCCCUUCCCUGGCCCGCCGAGCCCCUCACUUCGCCCCCUUGCCCGAGCGCAAGGCUCCGCCCGCCCUCUCCCCCGCUCGCCCGCACGAACACCACCCUGCCGACAUCCCUGCCGGCCGCCCUGCCGUCCGGCCGCGGCGCCUGCCGGCCGUCCACGCGCUGGCGGACGGCGCGCUGGCGCUGCUGGUGCCGCUGGCGGGGUCCGGGCCGCAGGUGCUGCAGAUGCUGGGCGGCCCGGCGGCGUGGGUGAGGCGGUUCGUGGUGUCGAUGGGUCUGGCCGUGGCGCUGUACAGUGUGAGCGUGAUCGCCGCCGCGACUGCCGCGUUCUACUGGGCGUGGUGGCCGAUCUGGCGCGCUGUGGCGAAGAAUCUAGCGAUGCGCGUUCGGUUGUGGAAGGCGCGGCUGCUGGACUUGCAGGUGGUGCGUGUGGGGAGGCAGACCAGGUGGCGCGUGCUGAUUGGCGACCACAGCCGCACUACCCUGGAGAUGGAAGUGGUGCCGCCUCACAAGAGUGUGCGCCUGAGCCGCGGCGACCCAGUGGAGCUUCUUGUCCUAUCUGACUGCCCCUCGCUCUCACGAUUCCGUGCCGCCCGGAGAUCUUCUUCCCGCAGCGGUCCCUCUGGCGUGGGGGACAAGCAGGCGUGUGUGGAGCGGUCAGUGUUUGAGGAGAUGCGGAGGAAGGUGGCUUUAAGAGCCGCUGUGGAGGAUGGGGAGGACAGCGAGGGGGAGGACUGGGACGGGCUGUACUCGUUAUUGACUGAUGAAAACGAGCAGUUGCUGCAGAAUUAUAGCUAUAACGAGGCGUCUAGUAUGCAGGCGGAGAUGGAUGGUGGCGGGGGGAAGGGUGUUGGGGGGAGCCUGGGGGGAGGGUUACCUGGGGUGGGUGGUUUUGACGGGGUGGCUGGGGGUAUGUCUGGGGGAGGCGCGUCUCUGGGCGGAAUCACUUCUUUCCCUGAAAAUUUGGGGGUAAAGGAGGAGCAGGAGUUAAUGUCCCAUCAGGGGUUGCUGGAUUACUCUGCGAUGGAGGGAGCAGGUUCGGGAGGAUUCCGAGACCCGGCGCUGGUUAGUAGCUUCGGCGGCGGAGGCUCGGUAGGGGCGGUGGCGGAUGGGCUGGCAGCUUCGUCGUCGUGCCUGAUGGAUGGUGGAGGUUCGGGGCCGCUGUCUGUGCUUCUGAGUGACAGCCAGGAUUCGGAGCUGCUGGAAAGGUUAAGGGAGGUGUGA
Closterium sp. NIES-65 is the source of this 1491-nucleotide messenger RNA. NCBI's taxonomy places the organism in Eukaryota, Viridiplantae, Streptophyta, Zygnematophyceae, Desmidiales, Closteriaceae. The record is from the annotation of a GenBank genome assembly.